AUGAGCGAGAUCAGAUACACCACGAAAACCUACGCCUCCCAUCUUUUCAGCACGCCUUCACUGAAGGAUCGCCAGUUUAAGGCAACAUUUGUCCACGAGAGGAGUUUCACCUUGGAUCCGUCUCUGUUAGACGACUUCUUGGCGAAAUACUCUCAGUCACAGCAAUUUGGAAUUUCUGGUGCCUAUCUCCCUUGUUCAUCUGAAUUUUUGCGAAACGGGACUGCUGGUUUACUCACAAAACUCGCCAUCGCGUCACCGGAGGAGGUUCUGGUAAUAACGCUGCAUUUCGAGAAUCCAGACGAUCCUGGAGAUAUUGUAAAUCAUACUCCUUUGUACCAACGGUUUUUCUCUGAGGAGAACCCUCGUCGCUUUGUGGGAUUCAGUCUUGAUAGGAUAGCCCUGCAGCUCUGGGGAGAAUAUGGCUUGUCUAUCACGGAUGGGGUCGAUGUAUUGGCAAUGCAAGUCGACUCUAUCGAUCAGCCGAGGGGUGUGAAAUGGAUGCCCAAGCAGACGAAGCAGAUCCUCGAUCUCAAGCUCUUGGAUGACAUGCUCUCUAAUGAGAGAGACCAGGAUGAACAAGGUGACCAGGACCAGGCGGAUGGUCUACUCGCUAGUAGGGCAUGGGUUGCAGUUGUAUUAGAGCAAGCUUCCAGCUCUUUGGCAAUCGCUCUGUCAAACGUUAUGCCGAUAGACUUGAGAAAGCGGGACCAGGAUGAGCUAUUGGAAUUACACAAGAUCAUGCUCGCCUCUGACAGACUGAGAGGGAGUGCUGAGGAAUUCCAGAGCCACGAUGUGAAACUGGAGCAGGGUAGCAAUGGAAAGCUCUAUGUCAUCUCCAGUCAAUUCAACACUCGGGUCCGAGACACUGGCUAUGAACUGGAGCUCACUUUCGAGCACGAUGUUGUGACAGCAAGAGUUAUGAAAGUCAAAGGAAGAAGGGCCGAAGUAAGACCCUUACAAGAUCUCGAUCUUGCGGAAGCCGGUCAGUUUCAAGUGGCACGUACCCUAGGGAAGGAGGAAGCGACUUGCUUGGACCAUCAAAGAAGUAAUUUCAUCCUAUUCGCACUCCAAGGUCAAGCUUCUAUCAGAUCCAAUCCCAUCCUGAGGCAAAUAUGGUUUCCAAGCGAUGAGCCCAGUUCAGAAAGUAUCUCAAGUCCGGUGUUGCUGGGUCAGCAGUAUACGAAACUCAACCGAGGUCAACGUGCAGCGGUACAGGAAAUGAUGAAGGAGUCGUCAGACAAUACCCGGAUUGUGCUUGUCCAUGGUCCACCUGGGACAGGGAAAACCAGUGUCAUUGCAGCAAUGACAGAGUGUCUUCUUCAUUCGGAAGAUUCGCUAGAGCAUGCAGGGGAUUCUCAGAAAGAGCAACCUGCAAUGCGGGCCGAUAUAAUCGAGGAACAACAAUAUCAACCCAUCAGCGCCGGACCCACGCUUUGGAUCGUUGCUCAGUCCAACGUCGCCGUCAAAAACGUGGCAGAAAAGCUGGUCAAAGUCGGCAUCCAUAAUUUCAAGCUCAUCGUCUCGACCGAGUUUCAUUUCGAAUGGCAUGAACAUAUCUAUGGCAAGGAGAUUCGAUCUAGAAUGCAUACCUCCGCCGAACUUCCUCGAUCGACAGGCGAGGUUCGUUCGUUCUUAGGAGAUACUAGGAUUAUGUUAUGCACCCUCAGCAUGUUGACAUCGCCUCGACUACGAAACCUCAACUUUUUCGAACAUAUUCCAGUCAAGAAUGUCGUUAUUGACGAAGCGUCGCAGAUUCAACUUGGGGAUCUCAUUCCAAUGAUUCAUAUUUUCCAGACCGACCUCAAAAGGAUCUGUCUUGUAGGAGAUCACAGACAGCUCGCUCCGUAUGGUCAAGAAGAGGUCACAGACAUCGAGAGCGUCUUCGAGCGAAAGCACAUUGUGUCAAAGGCAACGUUGCUAAAUGUCACGUAUCGAUUACCAAAGCCCAUUUGUAACCUCAUUUCGGCGCAAGUUUAUGAUACCAAACUGCUCCCUUUUAGUUCAGAGGAUCGCAUCGCUUGCUGCAAAUGGAUCGAUGUCCGAGGUGAAGAGCAAGUGGAAGGCACCUCUUAUAUCAAUACCGCAGAGGUAGAGGCCGUCUUGCUUCUCAUUAGGGAAUUGGAGGAGAAGAAGAAGGACUAUCGCAUUAUAUCCCCGUAUGCAACUCAAACAGCUCUGAUCCUGAGGCGCCUGAAGGAGGAAAAGCUUCCUUGGGACGAUAAGUGCUUUAACGUCGAUUCGUUUCAGGGAAACGAAGCGGACUUCAUCAUCAUCAGCCUCGUUAGAACUACUUCAAUGGGAUUCCUCGACAACAACCGGCGUGCAAACGUCUUACUUACCCGCUGCAAAAAGGGCAUGUUUGUACUUUGUUCUCGAAAUCUCAUGAUGAGCGAGCGCGCCCAAACAACGCUCCUCGGAAGGUUUGCUUAUGCGUGGAGCUCAUUACUGGAUACGGACACAUGGCCGACUUUUGAGGACCUUCAGAGUGGCGUUGAGAUGGUCGAGAAGGAUCUAGUGGCUUCACCAAAACUAAUAGGUACACAGCCCGUAUCAAAGAAAGAUCAAAGACGAGCACGGAAGAAAAAAUAG
Messenger RNA from Serendipita indica DSM 11827, 2589 nucleotides. Lineage: Eukaryota; Fungi; Basidiomycota; Agaricomycetes; Sebacinales; Serendipitaceae. The record is from the annotation of a GenBank genome assembly.